This is a messenger RNA of Cucumis sativus (cucumber), 2121 nucleotides long. RefSeq names its product dof zinc finger protein DOF3.1. Gene Ontology annotation, biological process: regulation of DNA-templated transcription. The transcript is spliced from 2 exons. Lineage: Eukaryota; Viridiplantae; Streptophyta; Magnoliopsida; Cucurbitales; Cucurbitaceae. The record is from RefSeq and is a predicted model, not a curated record. Bases 246 to 1301 code for a protein of 351 amino acids. Gene Ontology annotation, molecular function: DNA-binding transcription factor activity; DNA binding.
CCCCUUGAAUUCCUCUGCCCAAUCUCACUCCUCCUUUAGUUAUAAUAUUUUCAAUCUCAACCCCACAAAGAGAGAGAGAGAGAGAGAGAGAGAGAGAGAGAGAGUACUCUCAAAUAUAAUCUUGUUUCAUCACCUACUCUUUGUCUGUUUACACUUUGUUUUCCCCCUAACAAAAUUCCACUUCUCUGAGCCAAAAAAAAAAAAAAAGAAAACUCAGAGAGAGAUAGAGAUCCAAAAAGAAAAUAAUGCUGGGAAACUGUGAGAAAAUGGUUCUCAUUUCUUCGUCUCCUAAUCAAUGGCCUCAAAUGAUGAAGAAUAAUAAUCAUCCAACAAGUUUAGAUCAUGAUCAUCAAAAGGGUUUGAAUCUUAUAGGCUCGUCUUCUGGAAUAAUAAUGGACAACAACAAACAACAAGAUCAAAAGACUCAACAAAAACAACAACAUCAACAAGAACCACUUAGAUGUCCUCGUUGUGAUUCAUCAAACACCAAAUUUUGUUACUACAACAACUACAGCUUGUCUCAGCCUCGCCACUUUUGCAAGGCUUGUAAACGUUAUUGGACGCGUGGUGGCACCUUAAGGAACGUCCCUGUUGGUGGCGGUUGCCGGAAAAACAAGCGUCUCAAAAGACCUACUAUUUCCUCGACCACCACCACUGUCACUCAUUCGUCGUCCUCCCCGGCCCCGACUGCCCCGGAUUCGACUUCCUCGUCUUCGACUUCUUGUAACACUAACCCACUUCAUAAUAUCUUUUAUGGCUCCACUUCUGAUCUCAACCUUCCGUUUUCCGGGUACGAUCAUCAUCAUCACAAUCAUCUUCAGACUCAUUUAAAUGCUCUUGGGUUAGGGUUUUCUUCUCCUAAUAUUGAUCAUAGGGACUUCAAUCUUAAUGGGUUCAAUUCAAGUUCACUCCUUUCAGGUUAUUCUAGUUUAUUUGGUAAUAAUAACAAUAACCCAUCUUCUAAUUCAACCUCUAUUUCUUCAUUACUUGCUUCUAAGUUUGAUCCAAAUCUUUUUGGAAAUUUAGCUUCUUCUCAACCGUUUGAUGAUCAUGUGAUGGGAUCCAACGGUGGAGAUCAACUAGGGUUGAAUGUCAAAGAUGUGAAAUUGGAAGAUGGGAUGAAGAGGUUAAAUUGGGAAGAUGAUGGUCAUCAACAACAAAAUCAUCAGACAGAUAAUGAAAUUGUUGCUCAAUCUAAUGAUGAUCAUCACAAUUCUCUUUUUGCUAAUAAUUGGACCUCUCAAAAUUGGCAUCAUGAUCCACCAAAUCUUGCUUCUUCUAUCACUUCUUCCCUCAUCUAGGGAAAAAUAAAUCUAAUUUAAAGAGAAAAAAAAACCCCACUUUCAUCUCUUCAUUAGAUUUUAGAAUUUCUUCCUUUUUUUCUCUCUACUUUGAUGUGAAGUUGAAUGAGUCUCAUUUGGUUUUUCAAAAAAAAAAAAAAAAGAAAGAAAGAAAGAAAAAGAAAAAAAGGAGCAAACUUUGGGGAUCGGAGUGUUCAUGUCAGCAGCAAGAAGACGGAACUCAACUUGAAAAGUCAGUUAAUUUUUAAUUUUUCAUUUCCAUUUCCCAUCUGGGUUUUGCGCUGAGAGGAACCUCGGAUCCCUUUUAGCUCAACUGACAUAUACAAUAUCUGUAUUACGAAUCAAGCGAUCUACAGUUCGAAUCUUUUCAUUCCAAUCAUCUUCCAUGCAAGAGAUUCAGUUGAAGCUUAGCUCUUUUCCAACUUUCAGAUUUGGAGGGUAGAAGUUGUCAUUUUCUUUUCCUUUAACUUCCUCUUUUAUUUAAUUUCAGUAAGUUGGGUUUUUUUUUUUUUUUUGUUGCAUUGUAAAUAUAUGGGGGAAAAAAAAAAGAAAAAAAACACCUACUUGAUUUACACUAUUUUAGCUAAGUUUGUGGGGGGUUUUAGUGGGGGCUGGUAUAUGUUGCACUUCCUCAAUGAAAGAUUAGAUGAGGAGAGAACUUGACUUUUAAUUUUUUUUUUUUUUUUGGGUAAUUUUUCAACUUUGGUUUAUUUGGUGGGGCUGGGUAUAAUGGUGUCAUGGUAUAGAGAUUUGGGUAUUUGGAAAAACCUUUGUAUUAUUAAUCAGUUAAAUUCAGCUCAUCAUAUGCUUUGAUCUGAAA